Messenger RNA from Clunio marinus, 217 nucleotides. The record is from the annotation of a GenBank genome assembly. Lineage: Eukaryota; Metazoa; Arthropoda; Insecta; Diptera; Chironomidae.
UUAGAAGCUUUUGUUUAAUUUUCAAUUUGCAACAAAAAGUAAAGCAGUAAACAUGUUUUCGAUGUCGAUUUUAAUUAUCUCCACGUUUGUGUUGAGCAAUGCUCUUGUUCUUGAAUGUGAAUACAAAGUACAAGAUUUUUGGAUGGCAAGCAACCUUUAUCAUUGCGCCAACGCAAGAAUAAUUUUUGUCGGUGAUCCAAAUAAUGUGACAGAAGUA